Anopheles cruzii is the source of this 3016-nucleotide messenger RNA. It is a transcript of the gene mAcon1, whose product is annotated as probable aconitate hydratase, mitochondrial. Gene Ontology annotation, biological process: tricarboxylic acid cycle. Bases 220 to 2577 code for a protein of 785 amino acids. Gene Ontology annotation, molecular function: 4 iron, 4 sulfur cluster binding; aconitate hydratase activity. The record is from RefSeq and is a predicted model, not a curated record. Gene Ontology annotation, cellular component: mitochondrion; cytosol. The transcript has 6 exons. NCBI's taxonomy places the organism in Eukaryota, Metazoa, Arthropoda, Insecta, Diptera, Culicidae.
CUCCGAAACGCGGGGUUGUUAGGUAACGAAAUUUUCUCGUCUCCGUCGAGCGCCGGCCCGACACAGCACUUGCAAUACACUUUUCCCCGUUCCACUGGGAACACAGUUUAUCUUCCAGCUGAGAAGGCUGAAGAUUCCGUUUGCCGAUACUCGGUCAGCCGCAGCCAAAGGUACUAGUUCGCGUUUUCCUGUUCGGUGCCAGCGAUUCCAGCUUCCAAGAUGGUGCAGUAUUCCCGUCUGAUGACCGGCCAGGCCCGCAAGGUAGCCCGAUAUGCUGUGGACAUUCAGCAGCGCCAGUUUCAUGCAUCGUGCGCCGCCGCCUCUAAGGUUGCCCUCUCGAAGUUCGACCAGAAUGUCUACCUGCCGUACGAGAAGCUGCAGAAGAAUCUUGAGGUAGUGAAGAAGCGACUGGGGCGCCCCCUGACCCUCAGCGAGAAAGUGCUCUACUCGCAUCUGGAUGAUCCGGCCAACCAGGACGUUCAACGAGGUGUCUCAUACCUGCGCCUACGACCGGAUCGUGUUGCCAUGCAGGAUGCCACCGCCCAGAUGGCGAUGCUGCAAUUUAUCUCGUCCGGCCUGAAGAAGGUUGCCGUGCCUUCGACCAUCCACUGUGACCAUCUGAUCGAGGCACAAGUUGGAGGCGAGAAGGAUCUGGCCCGCGCCAAGGACAUUAACGCCGAGGUGUACAAGUUCCUCUCGACGGCUGGUGCCAAAUACGGAGUUGGCUUCUGGAAGCCCGGUUCCGGCAUUAUCCAUCAAAUCAUCCUCGAAAACUACGCCUUCCCUGGGCUGGUAAUGAUUGGUACGGACUCGCACACCCCGAACGGUGGUGGAUUGGGCGGCCUUUGCAUUGGAGUCGGUGGUGCCGAUGCCGUCGACGUGAUGGCCAACAUCCCGUGGGAGCUUAAGUGCCCGAACGUAAUUGGCGUCAACUUAACCGGCAAAAUUGGUGGCUGGACUUCGCCCAAGGACGUCAUCCUGAAGGUGGCCGAUAUUCUGACCGUGAAGGGAGGCACCGGAGCCAUCAUUGAGUAUACGGGCAAGGGUGUCGAGUCCAUCUCCUGCACCGGGAUGGCAACGAUCUGCAACAUGGGCGCUGAGAUUGGUGCCACUACCUCAAUAUUCCCCUUCAACAAACGUAUGGCCGAUUAUCUUGCCGCGACCGGUCGCUCCGGUAUUGCUGCCGAGGCUACCAAAUACCAGGGCAGUGUGCUCUCGGCUGACAAGGGGGCCAAGUACGAUCAAGUGAUCGAAAUCAACCUCGAUACUCUGGAACCGCACAUCAAUGGACCAUUCACUCCCGAUCUGGCACAUCCCAUCAGCAAGCUGAAGGACAACUCCAAGAAAAAUGGAUACCCUCUGGACAUUCGUGUCGGUCUGAUCGGUUCGUGCACAAACUCGUCCUAUGAGGAUAUGGGUCGCUGUGCAUCCAUCGCUAAGAACGCGAUGAAGCACGGGCUGAAGUCGAAGAUUCCGUUCAACGUGACCCCCGGUUCCGAGCAGAUCCGUGCGACGAUCGAGCGCGAUGGAAUCGCCAAGACGUUCAAGGAAUUCGGAGGUACCGUACUGGCGAACGCAUGCGGCCCCUGCAUCGGCCAGUGGGACCGUAAGGACGUGAAGAAGGGCGAGAAGAACACGAUCGUCACAUCGUACAACCGUAACUUCACCGGCCGUAAUGACGCCAAUCCGGCCACGCACUGCUUCGUGACGAGCCCCGAAUUGGUGACCGCACUGUCGAUUGCUGGUACACUGGAGUUUAACCCACUCAAGGAUGAGCUGACGGGAAAGGAUGGCAAGAAGUUUAAGCUCGAGUCGCCGUACGGCGAUGAGCUGCCGCAGAAAGGAUUCGACCCGGGCAUGGACACCUACGAGGCUCCUCCCUCGGAUGGUUCCGGUGUGAAAGUUGAUGUCGACCCGAAAAGCCAGCGAUUGCAGUUGUUGGAACCGUUCGAUAACUGGAACGGUAAGGAUUUGACCGAUAUGACGGUGCUGAUCAAGGUGAAGGGCAAGUGCACCACCGAUCACAUUUCGGCUGCUGGUCCAUGGCUCAAGUACCGUGGCCACUUGGACAACAUCUCGAACAACAUGUUUAUCGGCGCCACCAACAUCGAAAACAACGAAAUGAACAAAAUUAAGAACCAGGUAACUGGCGAAUGGGCCGGUGUGCCAGAUGUAGCGCGCCACUACAAGGCGAAGGGUAUCAAGUGGGUUGCCGUCGGUGACGAGAACUACGGCGAGGGUUCGUCUCGCGAACACGCCGCGCUUGAGCCACGCCACCUGGGCGGACGGGCGAUCAUCACCAAGUCGUUCGCUCGCAUUCACGAAACGAACCUCAAGAAGCAAGGCAUGUUGCCGAUGACCUUUGCCAAUCCCGCCGACUACGAUAAGGUCCAACCGCACUCGAAGAUCUCGAUCCUGGGGCUGGACAAAUUUGCGCCUGGUAAGCCGUUGGAUUGCGAAAUUAAGACCGACGGCAAGGUGGACAAGGUCAAGCUGAAUCACUCUUUCAAUGAGCAACAAAUUGAGUGGUUCAAAGCCGGAAGUGCCCUCAACCGCAUGAAGCAAAUGGCCAAGUAAAGCGGUGACCCGACGGUGCAAAGGAGAACUUAAAAUCAUGUGUGAACAUGAGGGUGCAUGAGAAGGGAAUGUUCUCGGAGAAAUUUACUUUGUGGUUAGGACGUAGGAGCGGUUCGAAUCAACCAAUUUAUGAGUCGAAAACAGCGAUCGCGAACGCGAUUGUAGGGUAACCCCAAACCAAUGAUCAGUUUUUGAACGUGUGCCGGCUUAGUCAAUUGAAAAUAUUUUUGUCACUACGUUAGGUAUCGGUUUGUAAAUAGAGCAUAGAUCCGAGGGCAUAAUCAAUGAAAUGCUACUUAAUUUGCUUCAUACAAAAAAUCGGUUCUAUAGAAACGUUAUGUUUUGUCUACACAGCGAUUCUGGAAUUGCUACGACACAAGAAAGUGGCCAAUUAUUAAACACGAUUAUUAAAUUAUUUCAAAAGUCUCUAGCGCUCAGA